Molecule: messenger RNA, 842 nt
Organism: Theobroma cacao (cacao)
Lineage: Eukaryota; Viridiplantae; Streptophyta; Magnoliopsida; Malvales; Malvaceae
Product: large ribosomal subunit protein eL20
Biological process (GO): translation
Cellular component (GO): ribosome
Molecular function (GO): structural constituent of ribosome
Source: RefSeq, a predicted model, not a curated record
GUUUUUAAUCCGACCGCUGCCAGGGAGAAGCAGAGGGAGAAACCAUAAGAAAGUAAGCAGCGAGCGGCAGCUUCUCUUCUUCUCUUCAGUGCUCCAAAAAUGGUUUCCUUCAGGUAUCACCAGUACCAGGUAGUGGGGAGAGGUCUCCCAACAGAAGCAGAUGAGCAUCCCAAGAUUUACCGUAUGAAGCUUUGGGCCACUAACGAAGUCCGUGCCAAAUCCAAGUUUUGGUAUUUCUUGAGGAAGCUGAAGAAAGUGAAGAAAAGCAAUGGACAAGUUUUGGCUAUCAAUGAGAUAUUUGAGAAAAACCCAACCAAAAUCAAGAACUAUGGUAUUUGGCUGCGAUAUCAAAGUCGGACUGGGUAUCACAAUAUGUACAAGGAGUACCGAGACACAACUCUCAAUGGUGCCGUAGAGCAGAUGUACAAUGAGAUGGCAUCUCGUCACAGGGUGAGGUUUCCAUGCAUUCAAAUCAUCAAGACAGCUACCAUCCCAGCAAAACUUUGCAAGAGGGACAGCACCAAGCAGUUCCACAACUCCAAAAUCAAAUUCCCACUCGUGUUCAAGAAGGUUAGGCCACCUACCAGGAAGCUUAAGACAACUUACAAGGCAUCAAGACCCAACUUGUUUAUGUAGUUGUCUUUAUAGUUAGUUGUGGGUAGGCUAAGCCUUCUAGGCUGAUUACUUCCCUUCUUAGAUUGAGAGGACAGAUCAAUUUUUGAGCAUUUUACGUUCACUUUCUAUCCCUUCAUGUUUUGAAGAUUUUGUGGUUUGAUAAGUUUACUUUUAAUUUGAUGAAUAUGGUCAAUUACAAUUUAUAAUAUUUGCUAUGUUUAUUAAAA